Molecule: messenger RNA, 1402 nt
Organism: Syzygium oleosum
Lineage: Eukaryota; Viridiplantae; Streptophyta; Magnoliopsida; Myrtales; Myrtaceae
Product: putative protease Do-like 14
Exons: 10
Coding region: 93-1196 (367 amino acids)
Biological process (GO): proteolysis
Molecular function (GO): protein binding; serine-type endopeptidase activity
Source: RefSeq, a predicted model, not a curated record
UUAUUUAGGUGUGAAAUCAUUCGAUGGAGACAUCAACUGCAUCUGGGUACCACUUGAUCUCUGCUCAGGAGCUUCCUACUGCAUAAAUUUUGAUGCUGCAGAUGGCGGGAAUGGCUGUUGCUCGUUCUGGUCUGUUUCAUGCAAAUGCUAGCAAAGUACUUCCAUCCCAGUCUCGUCAAACUAGUUGGAUUAGGUGUUAUGAUACAAAUAAGGCAGCUUCCGAAGAAAAUGCAAAACCAAAUAAGGGAUAUUUUGGCAGAGAUACAAUUGCCGAUGCUGCUGCUAAGAUUGCUCCUGCAGUCGCUAGUCUAUAUGCUCCAAAACGAGGGCAAAACGUAGACGCGGAGAUUGGUUCUGGAACUGCCAUUCAUGAGGAUGGCUACAUUUUAACAUGUGCUCAUGUUGUCUUUGACACAACGAACGUGGUAUACUCAGCCGAUGGGAAGGUUGUUGUACACUUGCAAGAAGCCGAGAAAGAGGUUGUAGGCCAUGUUGCUGAUGCCUAUGCAGAUCUUGACAUUGCCAUUAUAAAGAUUGAAAAACCAACUUCUCCCCUUUCAACAGCAAAAGUUGGCUCAUCUAGUAAGCUUCGUCCUGGAGACUGGGCAAUAGCCAUGGGCUGUCCACUUUCCCUUCAACACACUGUUACGCUCGGGAUUAUCAGCUGUGUUCACCGCAUGAGCAAUGAGUUGAGACGUGGAGGAAUGAUGGAGUAUCUACAAACAGAUUGUGCAAUCAAUCCAGGAAACUCUGGGGGUCCUCUUUGCAAUGUUGAUGGAGAAGUAGUUGGCGUCAAUGUUGAGACUAUUAAGCCGGACAAAGCAUCUGGAGUGAGCUUUGCAGUACCUGUUGAUUUUAUUUCGGCGAUUUUAAAGCCCUUCGAGAAUUGUCAGAGCCCUGUACGACCUGAUUUCGGAUGGGUUAUGCGGAACGUUAGUGAUGGUGUCUUGGUACGGAUGGUAAUAAAAGGAUCCCCUGCUGAUCGUGCUGGCAUUCGAACCGGUGAUGUCGUUGUGGAAUUUAAUGGAAAACAAGUUCGAGACUUGAAAGAGAUGAUGGAUGCUAUGGGGGAGAGAUCUGGGGCACCUGUCAAGGUAUGUGUGAAGAGAGGCGGGGAUGCUUUGGGUCCUCUGACCAUAACUUUUGUGGAGAAAGAUGUUGCGAGAUUUGCAGCAAAUCCGAGGUCUCGAUUUUGAUCUCGACUAUGAUCAAACCAUAGUUAUUUGCUGUACAAUAAAAGUCCAAGCGAUCUGUUACCUUGGAUCCUUGAUUUCGUGAGAGGACAACAAUGCGGCAUGUAUAAUCAUGUCAUGACAGAACCUCGAUCUGGCGAGUAAAAUAAAAUGUGAUUAUGUUGGUUGCAAGUGAUUGAGUACCAUGUCAAUGUGUUGGAAAUUGAAAA